GGUGCCCAGGUUCAAAAUGCCUUUUAAAGCAUUUGAUACCUUCAAAGAAAAAUUUGUGAAACCUGGAAAGGAAGGAGUGAAGAACGCCGUGGGAGAUUCAUUGGGGAUUUUGCAAAGAAGAAUCGAUGGGACCAAUGAAGAAGAAGAUAAUAUUGAACUGAAUGAAGAAGGAAGGCCAGUGCAGCCAUCCAGGCCAAGCCCCCCACUCUGUGACUGCCACUGUUGUGGCAUCCCCAAGCGUUACAUCAUCGCCAUCAUGAGUGGGCUGGGUUUCUGCAUCUCCUUUGGUAUUCGUUGCAAUCUUGGAGUUGCCAUCGUGGAAAUGGUCAACAACAGCACUGUGUAUGUUGAUGGAAAACCAGAAAUUCAGAUAGCACAGUUUAAUUGGGAUCCAGAGACGGUGGGCCUUAUCCAUGGAUCUUUUUUCUGGGGUUAUAUUAUGACUCAGAUUCCAGGUGGUUUCAUUUCAAACAAGUUUGCUGCUAACAGGGUCUUUGGAGCGGCCAUUUUUCUAACAUCGACUUUGAACAUGUUCAUUCCUUCUGCGGCCAGAGUGCAUUAUGGCUGUGUGAUGUGUGUCAGAAUUUUACAAGGACUGGUGGAGGGUGUGACUUACCCAGCCUGCCAUGGAAUGUGGAGUAAGUGGGCACCACCUUUGGAGAGAAGCAGACUGGCCACGACGUCUUUUUGUGGUUCCUAUGCGGGAGCAGUGGUUGCCAUGCCCCUGGCUGGGGUAUUGGUACAGUACAUUGGAUGGUCCUCUGUCUUUUAUAUUUAUGGUAUGUUUGGGAUUAUUUGGUACAUGUUUUGGCUGUUGCAGGCCUAUGAGUGCCCAGCAGCUCAUCCGACGAUAUCCAAUGAGGAGAGGGCCUAUAUAGAGACAAGUAUAGGGGAAGGAGCCAAUAUAGCCAGUCUAAGUGUGGGUCUCUUGUCAGCGGUCCCUCACAUGGUUAUGACAAUCAUUGUUCCUAUUGGAGGACAGUUGGCUGAUUAUUUAAGAAGCAGAAAAAUUUUGACCACGACAGCUGUCAGGAAAAUCAUGAACUGUGGAGGCUUUGGCAUGGAGGCCACCUUACUUCUGGUGGUUGGCUUCUCCCAUACCAAAGGGGUGGCUAUCUCCUUUCUGGUGCUUGCUGUAGGAUUUAGUGGCUUUGCUAUUUCAGGUUUCAAUGUCAAUCACCUGGACAUUGCUCCCCGUUAUGCCAGCAUUCUCAUGGGGAUCUCCAAUGGCGUGGGAACCCUCUCUGGAAUGGUCUGUCCCCUCAUUGUUGGGGCGAUGACCAAGCACAAGACCCGGGAGGAAUGGCAAAAUGUGUUCCUCAUAGCUGCCGUGGUACACUACAGUGGUGUGAUCUUCUAUGGGGUCUUUGCUUCUGGGGAGAAACAGGAGUGGGCUGACCCUGAGAAUCUCUCUGAGGAGAAGUGCGGAAUCAUUGACCGAGAUGAAUUAGCUGAGGAAACAGAACUCAACCACGAGAAUUUUGCAAGUCCCAAAAAGAAGAUGUCUUAUGGGGCCACGACCCAGAAUUGUGAAAUCCGGAAGAAUGAAUGGAGAGCACAGGGAGGAGAGACUGUUACUGAGGAUGAGCUGACAUCCUACCAGAAUGAAGAAGGAUGCUUCCCAGACACAUCCUAAUGUCUGAGGUCUACCUCGUCUUCUCCUUGCUGUUGAUCCAGAAAGUAUCCAUGCUUAUUGCCUGCUCCCUCGCUGGGCUUUGCCAGAGGCCCA
This is a messenger RNA of Orycteropus afer afer, 1729 nucleotides long. Lineage: Eukaryota; Metazoa; Chordata; Mammalia; Tubulidentata; Orycteropodidae. The record is from RefSeq and is a predicted model, not a curated record.